CAGUAUGUUUCACCACCUCCCAGCAGUUCCAGGAGGCUCAUGGAAUAGGUGAUCGUUCUAAGGAGCUAAGGGCGUGUCACUAAAGUAUGUCCGAUUGCGGUUCGCAAAGAUGCUUUGCGUUCUGAAACGGUCAAAUAAAUUUAUAGAGCGGUUUAGUAUGGUAUUUUGCCAAAACGAUUUUUGGUGACACGCCCUAAUCAACUCAGCAGGUGCAUGUUCCUGAUAAGGCGGCCUCCCACUGCGUUACCUUCUGACGCGCCAACGCCGUCGCAGAUGCGUCGUCAUGCGACGUGCCACUUGGCGACACAUCUGGACGGGCGUUUUUUCGCGUGACGGAUCUCCACCGUUGAUCAAUUCGUCGUUGAACCGAGCUUCCCACUCAAUCGCCCUAGUAGCCGCCUCGAGUCGUCAUCUCCAAAACACGUCGCCUCUUAAACUAAGGACGUUCCAGAAUAUCUUCGGGCCGCAUUCGCGAGAUUCGCGCUACCCGUUGGGAGUUGUCGAGCCGCCAGCCCGGAUCCACCUUUGUCAGACCCUAACUAGUCAGCUGCGUAUGCUGUCUAAUAGCAGCGGAAGCGACAACCGUGUUAGAAUCAGCAGCAGCAUCAGCAACGGCAACGACGGUAGCAAUGGGGCCAGCAUUGGCAGCGACAGCAGCGGCGUUGCGAAGGGCUGGUCGCAUCACAACAUGACGAUAUCCCGCGCCGCUGAUAUCCUCAUGGCUCCGCCAGUGAAACCAAAGCGCCUCGGGUUGGACUUCCACAUCUGGCAGGCAAUCGUUGCGUGCAUGCCUCCUCUAGCGGUGUAUCUGACAGUGCAGUAUGCCAAAGCAGAGAUCGACCGGAUGGAAAGGGAGCUUCAGACACAAGAGCCAUCUACAGUCAAGGAGAGUGAGAAGGCAAGCAACGAAGUCACACGGACAAAGGAGGCCACGUCAGCACAGACUGACAUCACGACAGGUCAUACUGACGUGGCAUCUGCUGACCUGGCAGCGCUGCAACAACAGCUGGCUGUGCUGGCCAAUCAAGUGCAGCAGCUGCAAGCAUUGGUGGGCGGGGAUGAGGGAGGGAGUGGUGGUGGUGGUGUUGGAGGGGGAGGGGGAGGAGGGGAAGGGGGAGUAGGAACGGGUGGAGGAGGGGGAGGAAGAGGAGUGGGAGUGGGGAAGGAGCCUACAGAGACAUCUCAAGAGCAGGUAGGAGCAGGAAUGGUGCCGAUGCCUGCAGUUUUGACUCGAGAGAGCGAUGUGUCAAGUUCUUUUAAGGCCCAUCACAUCCAUCGCACUGAAGGGAUAGCAGCAUUAGACACCCCAAAAGGAGGGGAAACGCAGGGAAUGAGCAGGGAGACUGCAGCUGGAAAGAACAAGGGGAGAUGAAACUGGGUGAGAGGAGUGGGAGCAGCAGUAGGAGUAAAUUUUGGGAUGAACGAGGUGCAUGUGAUUGUGGCACUAGUAAUUUUUUACACAUUUCUCACAGUUUUUACCCAAUGCCCGCAUAAGGAGCAAUUGUGCUGGCAUACCGUAUUCCCCCGGAUAAAGCACCCGCCGGAAUUAAUCACCCAUGGGUGGUUUGGGCGGACCUGGGUGCUUUAUUAAACUGGAUAUUCAUACCACCCUAGUUUUUGGCAUGAAUCCUAUACACCACCCCCCUGGUUCA
This is a messenger RNA of Closterium sp. NIES-67, 1652 nucleotides long. The record is from the annotation of a GenBank genome assembly. NCBI's taxonomy places the organism in Eukaryota, Viridiplantae, Streptophyta, Zygnematophyceae, Desmidiales, Closteriaceae.